CACAUGCAAAUAUUCCUUGUAAAAUUUUCUAAAUAAUUAUUGGUCAAUUUUUUAUAAAACUGGUCAUUUACUUAAUAUAGUAAUUAGUAAAUAGAUUAUAUAAUACUUACGCGAAAAAGAAGUUGAAGUAAUUUUUCGCGUUUGGAGUUAUUUAAAUGGCGGAAAAUUUAACUUGCAAUUACCUUCCCGGUAUUUGUUAUAUAUGUCAAAAGUGUUUGCGUUGUUUCAAACUUCCACAAGAAAAUCCGUGCAAGUGUCAGAAAGAUAAAAUAUCAAGAGUUAAAAAACCACUGCAUGGACAACAAAUAUAUCAACGUGCUUAUACUACAAACCAAAUUUUUCCAAAACUCAAUAAUUUUUUACUAGAUAUAAAUACUAAAUUUGGUUACAAUAAUAAUUUUGAAAAAAACUUUUCCUAUACUACUUGCAGUGCUUGUAAUAGUAAACUUCAACGAUUAAAAACUAGUGAUAAAAAAUCUCAACUAAAAAGUAACAAAAAAAGCAAUAGGAGAGCUCAGAUAAACAAUGAAGAAAUCAUUUCAAUAGAUGAUUUGCCAACAGAAAAUAGUAAAAGAAAAGUGGGAAGUUAUAAUAAUAAGAAAGAAAACGAAAAAGACAAUGAUAAUGAAAUAGAAGAUGAAGGAGACGAUGAUAAAGAUUUUAAUAAUAAAGAUGAUGAUUAUUAUGACAAAGAUAGUGAUGUUAAUGAUGAAAACUAUGAAGAAGACGAUGAUAAUGGAGAUUAUGAUGAAGAAAGUGAUAAUGACAAUAAAAAAUAUGAAGAAGUUGAUAUUAUUGAGGAAAUAAAAAUACAAUUAGUUGUAAAAAAUAAUAAUAUAAAAAUCCCUACAGCAAAAACUCUAACUAUUCGGCCUGCUAGUUAUAAAAAUUUUACAGAAAAAAUAAAUUUAGCAACUAAAAAAAUUCUAGAAAAAGAAACAAAAUCAAAAUACAGUUAUACUAUUUCGUAUAAAGCUGUAAAUGCAUGUUGACCAUCAAAUACACUUGAAGAUAAAUUGGAUUUUCAGGAAUUUAUUAGUGAAUAUCAAAAGGUAACAUUAACUGGGAAAAAAAUGUCAGUGAUAGUGGUAGUAAUUGUGAAGAAUAACGUGACAGAAAAAAAAAAUAGGAAACAUAAAAAGCAUUCUGAUGAUAAUAUUAGAUCAUCUUCUGAAGAAAUUGAAAUACAAACCAAAAAGAAAAAGAAAUCUCG
Messenger RNA from Rhizophagus irregularis DAOM 181602=DAOM 197198, 1213 nucleotides. The record is from RefSeq and is a predicted model, not a curated record. Lineage: Eukaryota; Fungi; Glomeromycota; Glomeromycetes; Glomerales; Glomeraceae.